Messenger RNA from Priapulus caudatus, 1511 nucleotides. Its product is annotated as lysozyme C, milk isozyme-like. The record is from RefSeq and is a predicted model, not a curated record. The transcript is spliced from 5 exons. Bases 280 to 846 code for a protein of 188 amino acids. Gene Ontology annotation, molecular function: lysozyme activity. Lineage: Eukaryota; Metazoa; Priapulida; Priapulimorpha; Priapulimorphida; Priapulidae.
UACGGUGACGGUCGCCCACCGUGUCCUCUGCUAUUACAAGACUUUUUGCUGCACCACUCGGCGCGCGUGAGCCUCGGUUUAUGGGUCAAACUCGGCAAUUCAGCCGAACACGCUUAUUAACUCCAGACAACGGUCUAUUUUACUGCGCCAAUGCUAUUUACACGGCAAACACGAACGACCAAUUCGCCGUAGCUACUUCGCCGUGAGCCGAGCUACGGACCGGACCACGCAUAGGAAAAGCGCGAUCAAAAUAAUUUUCAGCUGCGCGUUCCCACAACGAUGGAAGGCAAUGGAUGUGUUUUGCUCUGCCUGCUGGCCUGCCUGAGUGUGUCCGCUGCUAGGAUAUUCGAGCGGUGCGAGUUUGCGACGGAAAUUCUCAAGUUAGGAGCACCACCUUCCCAACUCGGUGACUGGGUGUGUCUUGCCGCGCACCAGAGUGAGUUCAACACGGCCAUCAACCGUGGGCCAGCAGCGGACGGCAGCCACGACUGGGGCAUUUUCGUCAUCAGCGACCAGUUCUGGUGCAAUGCAAGCGACGCGAGUCCUAGCAACCAACAACGCAACUUUCCCAAUUUCUGCAAUACGGAUUGCAUAGAUUUCACUGACGAUAACAUCGCCGAUGACUUUGCAUGCGCCCAGUCCAUCUAUCUACGCCAUGGGUUUCACGCCUGGUUCGCCUGGCAGCAGAACUGCAUAAACCAGGACGUGACUGCUUACAUCGUCGGUUGUCAAGACUGUCAGUGCACUUGCAGCACUACUGCUGACAGUGGAUCCGACGCGGUCGUCCGCACAGAUGGUGCUGUUAGAGAUGAUCGUGGUAACGAUGUCAUUGAUAGCAAUCCUUAGGCAUCGGAUUUGCUUCCCUGAAAUGCUUACACUUUAGGGUCUUUUAAAGGUUAAAAAUUACCAUAUGGUAAUUUAUUUUAUAUGCACACGCAUCUUCGUCAAUUCACCUUCUCGUUCCUUAUGCGAGAUAAGUUUGUAAGCCAUAGCCAAUGUGGAAAAAUAUGAAAAUAUUAGUGUUUGCAUUAUUGCAUACACUAUUUUCAAAGCAGUGUUGAAGACACGUCGUCCGAGAGACAAAGGAGAGUACUAUUCUAUUGUUGAGCAAUGUUAGGUAAUUGUCCUGUUAAUCUACCGAGGUGGCACGCUCAAUUAAGCUUUUUAUAUCUAACUAACUAUGCUAUUCUCUAUAUUAUUCGGCGUGCCAUUCUUAUCUUUAAAUCGAUAAGAAAAGAACAUGCUUAUUACCGUCUAUAUAAACAACGGUUUCUACAUGUGUCGUUGCGCUUAUUGGUAGGCGGAAUAUGUACCUUAUAUUAAAUCUGUAAUUGUAUCGUAAUGAUUUCAAAUUUAAAUGUAAUAUUUUCGUUAAACGGAGUAGCACGUGCAACAUACAGAAAUUGUAAAAUUAGUAUUAGUACAAAUUGGUGUUUUCGGUACAACGCAGGAAAUUGGAAUUUUGUAUAUUCUCAGUUUAUAUAUAUUAUAUAUAUAUAUAUAUAUAUAUA